CCAGAGAGCCCCAGCCGAGGCCACACUCCUAGUAGCUCACCACCAGACAGUAAGUAUCCAUCAAGGGGAGACAGGGCGCAAGAGACCCAGUUCUGGCUGCUGGGUAAACCAGGGCAGCACAGAAACGCCUGCUGGGCUGCGUUCGGCUCCCUGCUGGUGCGGGAAUUGUCAGGCACCACGCUAGAGAGCUAGAGAUUAAGUUUUCUUAGACUCCCUUUCCAGGCGUUGACACUUACCUGUAGGUUUGCUUAAGCAGCAUUUGUUUUCUUCUCUCCACAGGUGGUGUGUGGACUCCAGACCUGGUGCCUAGUCCCCCUCCCACUCCUGGGGCCUCUCGCCACGCCCUUGCUCUGAGAGCCGCCCGAGCCCUAGCCAGCAUCCAGACAUGGGGGACAUGAAAACUCCCGACUUUGAUGACCUUCUGGCUGCCUUCGACAUCCCGGACCCCACCAGCCUGGACGCCAAGGAGGCCAUCCAGACCCCCGGCGAGGAGAGGGAGGGCCCCCUGAAGCCCGUGGGCCUGUGCGCGGAUGACAGUGCGGCCUUGUCGCACGCAGGGGCCGCGCCGGACGCACCAGCCGUGAGUGUCAUCGUCAAGAAUACCAGCCGCCAGGAGUCACUAGAAGCGGAGAAAGACCACAUGGCACCCAGCCUCCUGCCCAAUGGGUUCCGGGGCCCAGCGCCACCCCCGGAGCCCCACCCCGGCGGGAAGUUCGACUCCCCUUUUGUGAAUGGAGAUAGCGCCCGGAGCUUCCCUGGCAAGCUGGAGCUUCCCAAGUCAGAGCCGCUGCCAACCUUCAGCCAGUUCAGCCCCAUCUCCAGCCCAGAGCCCGAGGACCCCAUCAAAGAGCAUGGCUUUGUGAUCAAGUCCAAGCACGGAGCCGACAGUUACUUCCCCCCACCCCCUGGGUGCGGAGCCGUGGGGGGCCCGGUCCUCGAGGCUCUGGCUAAGUUUCCAGUGCCAGAGCUGCACAUGUUCGACCACUUUUGUAAGAGAGAGCUGAAGCCGGAGCCCCUGCCCUUGGAUGGCCGGCAGGAGCCAGGGCAGGGGGUGCAGAAGGCCGCGGAGCCUCACAAGGAGCUGGCUUCUGGCCAGUUUCUUGGGGAAGCCUUGGGGUUCGGCGGCCCCAGCAGUAUUGAAGGGCUCCCUGCGCGGCGGGCCCCCGCGCUCAGUGCCUGCGCCUCCGCGCCCCCCCGGCAGCGCCUUAAGCCCGCGCACUCCAAGCUGUCCUCCUGCGUGGCUGCCCUGGUGGCCCUGCAGGCGAAGCGGGUGGCCGGCGUCGCCAGGGAGGACCACCCUGGCCACGCACAGGACCCCCCGGGGCCUGCCAGAGAGGCCCCCAAAGUGCCCAAGUCACCAAAGAGUCCCCGGAGCCCUCUGGAGGCCACGAGGAAGAGCGUGAAGCCAUUGGACAGCCCGCGCAGUGCCAGCCCCCGCAGCACCUGCUCCGACAGCAGCAGCCGGGGCUCCCCGCCUGCCAUCCCCAAAGUCAGGAUCAAGACCAUCAAGACGUCCUCGGGGGAAAUCAAACGGACUGUCACCAGGGUCUUGCCCGAUCCAGAUGACCUGAGCAAGUCCCCCGCUGGGUCCCCUGUGGGGGGUGCCCCUGCGGAGGCUUCUAGCAAGGUGCCUGGGGAUGAGGGCCUCCCCCAGCCUGUGGAGGGGCCGCCGGAGGCAGGCACGAGUUCAGGGAACCCCCGGGGGGACAGUGAAGGGGAUGAGAGCUCUGGGCCUCAGGUCCCUAAGGGGGCAGUCCCUGGCCCGCAGGCAGGCAAGACGCAGCAGAGCACCGCCCUGCAGCCCACGGCCCCGGCCCACCUCCUGCCCAAGGCCGUGCACCUGGCCAACCUGAACCUGGUUCCCCACAGCGUGGCUGCCUCCGUGACAGCCAAGUCCUCCGCCCAGGGGCGGGGCCAGCCGCAGCCCCCCCACAUGUCCGUGCCCCUGGUCCACCAGGUGCGGAAGGCCGCGCCCCUGAUUGUGGAGGUCUUCAACAAGGUGCUCCACAGCUCCAACCCCGUGCCCCUCUACGCGCCAAACCUCAGCCCGCCCGCAGACAGCAGGAUCCACGUGCCGGCCAGCGGCUACUGCUGCCUCGAGUGCGGGGACGCCUUCGCCUUAGAGAAGAGCCUGGGCCUGCACUACGCCCGGCGCAGCGUCCACAUCGAGGUGCUGUGCACACUCUGCUCCAAGACGCUGCUCUUCUUCAACAAGUGCAGCCUGCUCCGGCACGCCCGCGACCACAAGGGCAGGGGCCUCGUCAUGCAGUGCUCGCAGCUGCUGGUCAAGCCCAUCGCUGCCGACCAGAUGUUCGUGCCCGCCCCCCUGAACACCGCCACCGCCCCGGCCUCCCCCAAGCCAGGCUCCUCCUCGGGCAGCGCUGCCCCUCCAGUCCCGGCCUUGCCCCUCUACCCAGACCCCGUGCGGCUCAUCCGGUAUGGAACCAAGUGUCCCGAGUGCCACAAGCAGAUGAGAGACUACAUGGUGCUGGCCACGCACUUCCAGAGGGUAGCCAGCGAGACAGAGGGUCUGACCUGCCAAGUGUGCCAGAUGCUGCUGCCCAACCAGUGCAGUUUCUGUGCCCACCAGAGGGUCCACGCGCACAAGUCUCCCUACUGCUGCCCGGAGUGCGGGGUCCUCUGCCGCUCCGCCUACUUCCAGACCCAUGUGAAGGAGAACUGUCUGCACUACGCCCGCAAGGUGGGCUACAGGUGCAUCCACUGUGGGGUUGUCCACCUGACCUUGGCCUUGCUGAAGAGCCACAUCCAGGAGCGACACUGCCAGGUCUUCCACAAGUGUGCGUUCUGCCCCAUGGCCUUCAAGACGGCCAGCAGCACUGCGGACCACAGCGCCGCCCAGCACCCGGCCCAGCCCCACAGGCCCUCCCAGCUCAUUUACAAGUGCUCCUGUGAGAUGAUCUUCAACAAGAAGAGGCACAUUCAGCAGCACUUCUACCAGAACAUCAGCGCCACGCAGACCAGUGUGUUCAAGUGCCCCGAGUGCCCGCUGCUGUUCCCGCAGAAGCCCGAGCUGGUGCAGCACGUCAAGGUCACCCACGGUGUUCCCCGGAACGUGGAGGAGCUGUCCAGCCUGCAGUCCUCGGGGGACGCGUCCUCCAGCCGCCCCGGCCCGCGGCCCCCUGCAGAGCCCCCGGCCCCCAGCGUGGCCGCGCGAGGCAGCGCCCUGCCCUCCAGCCGCUGGGGCCGGCCAGACGCCCACCGCAGGGCUGACGCGAGGCCCCGGCUGAGGGCCUCGGGGUGGACCUGCCAGGAGUGCCAGGAGUGGGUUCCGGACCGCGAGAGUUAUGUGUCCCACAUGAAGAAGAGCCACGGGCGGACGCUGCGGCGGCACCCGUGCCGGCAGUGCGGGCAGUCCUUCCACACGCCCAGCAGCUUGCGCAAGCACAUCCGCAACAACCACGACACCGCGAGGAAGGUCUACACCUGCGGGUACUGUGUGGAGGACAGCCCCAGCUUCCCUCGGCCCUCGCUCCUGCAGAGCCACGUCAGCCUUAUGCACGGCAUCCGCAGCCCCGAUUUGAGCCCCACGUCCAAAGUCACACCGCCAGGCGGCCGCUCCCCACAGGCAAACCGGCUGAAAAGAGCCGUCGGCACAGGCGAUGCCCCGGGCACCAGCAACGGCACCACCGCGUCUUCCACCAAAAGGCACAAGUCGCUUUUCCAGUGUGCAAAAUGUGGCUUUGCCACGGACUCAGAGCCGGAGUUUCAGAGCCACGUACCUCAGCACCACGUGGACAGCUCCACGGCCCAGUGCCUCCUGUGCGGCCUGUGCUACACAUCCACCAGCUCCCUCAGCCGCCACCUCUUCAUCGUCCACAAAGUGAGAGACCAGGAGGAGGAGGAGGAAGAGGAGGAGGAGGAGGAGGUGGUGAAGGUGAAGGUGGAGGCUGCAGAUCCACAGGAAGGCUCUGGGGAGGAGGUGGCCAUGGAAACAAGGGAGAAUGGACUAGAAGCCUGUGCGGCAGAGCCCUUGCGGGCUGCCCCCGAGGCUCAGAGGUCACUGGGCGUAGCCCAGACCGAGGGUGGCGCCCGCGAUGCCCAGAGCCGGCUGCGGGCUUCUCAGGACCAGGACAGCCCCGCGCUGUCCCCUCAGGUGUGACCCGCGGCUGGGCGUGUGUGGUCAGGUUGGUCCGGGGCCCAUCGCCAGCUUUGGAGGGUGUGGCCGGGGUGCGGGGUGCGGGGCCCACCUGAGCCGUGGGUUUGUGUCCCCUUGCCCAGAAACACGGGAUGGCCCUGGACCCUCUGUUCUGCGUUUGCUUCUGUUAUUUAUGGCCUUGUGCUGCUUCCUGGUCUCCACUGCGGCCCAUGGCCUGCCCUGGCUGCUGUGCCACCCCGGCGGCUCUGCCAUCCGGGGGCUCUGCCGCCCUGGUGCACCGCCCCCCUCAGCCGCUGAGCUUUCUGGUCCCCGCUUGCUGCCUUCAGCCCGGGUGUCCUCAGGCCCUGCCUGCACACACCAGCUCUCCUUCCUGCCUUCAGGGCCCAGGAAGAGGGGAGUGAGGGGGGUCGACACCCCAAGGCCUGGGUCACCUUGCCCUUCCUGCCUGUCCCUCUGCGCCCGCGUGGAGCUGGAGGGGCGGGCGGGCAGCAUGGCCGUGGCGGGCAGGUGCCAAGACCUGGACACCUCCGGAAGGGGUGCGCAGGCCUUCGCUGCCCACGGCCGUGGGGAGCUGUGUCGUCACUCAGGGCCGGCCCGGCAGGCAGCCCCCGCCUCCGGCCGCACUCGGUUGCUCAGACUAUGUUUCAAAUAAAAUCUUCUUGCCGCACAGGUAGGCUCUUGUAUUCCUCUGGGGGCGCCUGGCCUCCCUGUUCCACUGGAGGGUCCUUGUCCAUCCCUUCUAGAAUAGAGCUUCCCGUCCAAGGAGAUGGGUGGGGGCGCCUGGUCCUCUGGCUCUGCAGGGCUGGGUGCAGGGUCGGGGUUGCAGCUAGGCCGCCCCGCGUCUCUGGGCCUGGAAGCCUGUCAUUGCCCUCGUUCCUGCAAAAACCUAGGAGAGUCCAGGCCAGGGGUGGGCCGGCCCUGGGCUGGGGAAGGCCUGUCCUGCCCGGACGGGCGAGGUGCCAGCCAGGUCCUCGGUCCCCCCAAGCGGCCUGCGGGCUCCCAGGGGAGGGAAUCCUGCCGGAGCUCUCCACAACCCAAGCAGUGCGCGUUUGUCUCUGUCAGCUGCCACGCUUUUCGGUGGGAAGGUGAGGCUGGCCCCGUUCCUCCCUGCUGGUGCUGGCAGGGUGGCCCUGGCCUCACCCCGCUGGCCGUGACGCUCCGGCCUCCUUCCGUCUGCCCGCCGGCACCCACCGCCCCGCCUCAGCGUCCAGAGCAAGGUCGGAGGCUGACAGGGCCGGCGCCUGCACCCUCCCCCUCACAGCCGGGACGGGGGAGAUGGCAGGUAAGCUGCCUGCGGCUCCCUGCGCCCCGAGAGGCGGGGGCCGCCCUCAGAACCCCCAGUGCUCCCAGCCCCCCUCCGCACAAGCCCCUGGGCGUGCAGCUCCCCUUCAAGAUGGCCUCACACCCGCUCAUCUAGUAGGUGUGACAGCAGGACCCAGUUAGUCCUCAGACCUCAGCCAUUCCCCCAUUUGACAGAGAGGAAACGGAGAUGGCGACGCCCAGUGACAGCCUCCAGCUGUCCCCGACUUCCCAAACAGCAGGGGUCCUGUCCGGGCGCCCAUGCCUCCCCCAGCCCCAGGAGGGCCCUGCUGACCCUGCUCCUGCAUGAGGCCCGUGAGCAACCCCACCGUCCGUCCUCCUGGGGGUUUCCUUUGCCAUCCAGGACCCUCUAGAAGGUUCCUAACCCUUGCAGCUCCUCUGAUUUCUCCUGUGGGGUCAGACUCAGCCUGGCUGGGACGGGCGUGGAAGAUCCGAACCUGUCUGUGCUGUGAGGCCGAGGAAUGACUAGUAUUUAUUCUCCAAGUGCUUUAUCUCUGUAAAAUGAUAUGCCAAUUGUUGUAGAAAGAACUUUCCCCUUAACUUAUGUACACAGUCUGGCUUUUCAAACUUAAGUUCCGUGCUUUCUGUCCCUAAGACUGAGGCACCCUGUUCUCUCCCUUCUGUACAUUCUGCAGUGGCAGUUUCUCAUUUUUGUGUUUGUUUUGGAAACCAGACGCAUAUCCAUGGUGAGAUUUUACCAGUACAGAAGAAUAUAUGACAAAAAGUAAACUCCCAGGAACAUCGGCGCCUUAGUCCCGCCCCCCAUCCUGUCAGUCACUGUUGCCUGUGUCUUGUGUACCCUUUCAGAGUAAUUCUAUGCAUUUACAAGUUUAUAAAUAUGUAUAUUUAUAUAUCUAUUUUUAAUACAAGCAGUAGCAUUCUAUA
Dipodomys spectabilis (banner-tailed kangaroo rat) is the source of this 6322-nucleotide messenger RNA. RefSeq names its product zinc finger protein 592 (gene Znf592). NCBI's taxonomy places the organism in Eukaryota, Metazoa, Chordata, Mammalia, Rodentia, Heteromyidae. The record is from RefSeq and is a predicted model, not a curated record. The coding region runs from base 386 to 4120 and encodes 1244 amino acids. The transcript has 9 exons.